AUGUUUGGUGGAUGCUGGGCGGGCGAGGCACCGGGCAGAAGCCCGCCCGCGCCACCACCUCCCACUAGGAUGUCAGCGUUACGAGCGAGAACAUGCAUAACUAUACAAUACGCUAGGAGGUUACUGUAUCAGCCCAUAGUUAAUACAAAACACGUUAAUGGGAUCAAUUUCUUAAUUAAUAAACACCAUGGACCAUUUUCACAAUCACAUUUAAGUUUUAGUACGGUGUCAGAUCAACAACAGCACGCAGAAGCAGCUAAACCGACCCCUGAGAAGAAAGAAUUUCAGGCCGAAACUCGCAUGUUACUAGAUAUUGUAGCUAGGUCCUUAUAUUCAGAAAAAGAGGUAUUUAUUCGAGAACUUAUAUCCAAUGCUAGUGAUGCCCUAGAAAAAUUUCGAUAUCUUAGUGUCAGUUCAGCACAAGAUGCACCACAACUGGAAAGCACUGAUAGAGGAUUAGAAAUAAAAGUUAUCACUGACAAGCAAAACAGGACCAUAACAUUCCAGGAUAAUGGCAUUGGUAUGACUAAAGAAGAGCUCGUACAAAAUUUAGGCACUAUUGCUAGAUCAGGCUCUAAGUCUUUUAUAGAGGAGAUUAAAAAACAAGGGGCAGAACAAGCAAGCUCAAUAAUAGGCCAAUUUGGUGUAGGCUUCUAUUCUGCAUUUAUGGUUGCUGACAAAUUAGAAGUUUACACUAGAAGCAGCUUGACUGGAUCCCCUGGAUACAAAUGGACCUCUGAUGGGUCUGGGACUUAUGAAAUUCAAGAAGUUGAGAAUGUACCAAUAGGUACUAAAAUAGUAGUAUUUCUCAAAACUGAUUGCAGAGAGUUUGCAGAUGAUGGAAGAGUUAAAGAUAUAAUUAAGAAAUACAGUAACUUUAUUGGAAGUCCCAUAAUACUUAAUAAUGAGCAAGUCAACUCCAUAAAGCCAGUGUGGUUAAUGGAACCAAAAGAAGUAACUCAUGAGCAACAUGUUGAAUUCUAUCGAUUCAUAGGCAACUCAUAUGACAAGCCGCGAUUCACAUUACAUUAUAAAACUGAUGCACCUAUUAGUAUUAGGUCCAUUUUAUAUGUGCCUGAGGGAAAACCUGGUCUUUUUGAAAUGUCUCGUGAUUCCGACGUUGGAGUAGCAUUGUACUCAAGGAAAAUAUUAAUUAAAUCAAAAGCAGAAAACAUCUUACCUAAGUGGUUAAGAUUUGUGAAAGGUGUUGUUGAUUCAGAAGACAUACCACUUAAUCUCAGCCGAGAACUGUUACAAAAUAGUGCUUUGAUAGUAAAACUCCGAACAGUAUUGACAAACCGAUUCAUCAAAUUCAUGUGUGAUAUGGCUCAAAAAGAUCCAGUUGGUUUUGAUGCUUUCUACAAAGAUUAUUCUUUGUUCUUAAAAGAGGGGAUUGUCAUGAGCCAAAGUCCUUUGGAAAAGGAGGAUAUUGCUAAAUUGUUACGUUUCGAGUCAUCCAAAUUGGAGGCCGGCGUCAAGACUUCACUCGCCGAUUACUGCUCCAGACAAAAGGAGGAUCAGAAGACUAUUUAUUAUCUGGCAGCACCUAACCGGCAACUUGCCGAAACGUCUCCGUACUACGAAUCGCUUAAAAAACGUGACCUGGAAGUGUUAUUCUGCUAUGAAAUGUAUGAUGAACUGGUACUCCUCGAACUCAAAGAAUUUGGUCGUCGCUCAUUGGUAUCCGUGGAAAACGAUAUGCAGAAAGACUCGACUGAUAAAAGUGAUACGAUUAUUGGUAGUGACGACUUGCAAAACAGUCAAAUUAAUGAAUUAGUAUCUUUUCUGAAAACAAAUUUGGACGGGAAAGUAUUUGAGGUCCGGACCACGCAAAAAUUAGAUACUCAUCCCUGUGUGAUCGUAAUACCGGAAAUGGGCGCUGCCCGACAUUUUAUUCGCACACAGGCACAAAAUCUAACCGAAGAAAAUAGAUUUGCCUUAUUGAGACCACAAUUGGAAAUUAAUGCAAAGCAUCCGAUAAUCAAAAAGCUACAUAAACUUAUUUCUUGUGAUAAAGAAUUGGCAAAUAUGGUGUCCCAGCAGCUGUUCUCAAAUGCAAUGGUUACCGCGGGCUUAGUUAUGGAUCCAAGAAAUCUAGUCAUUCAUAUCAAUGAUCUUCUGGUGAAAGCUUUAGAGAAACAU
Iphiclides podalirius (scarce swallowtail) is the source of this 2142-nucleotide messenger RNA. NCBI's taxonomy places the organism in Eukaryota, Metazoa, Arthropoda, Insecta, Lepidoptera, Papilionidae. The record is from the annotation of a GenBank genome assembly.